Messenger RNA from Sabethes cyaneus, 1290 nucleotides. RefSeq names its product serine/threonine-protein kinase 32B. The transcript is spliced from 8 exons. The record is from RefSeq and is a predicted model, not a curated record. The coding region runs from base 1 to 1290 and encodes 429 amino acids. Lineage: Eukaryota; Metazoa; Arthropoda; Insecta; Diptera; Culicidae. Gene Ontology annotation, molecular function: ATP binding; G protein-coupled receptor binding; G protein-coupled receptor kinase activity. Gene Ontology annotation, biological process: regulation of signal transduction; G protein-coupled receptor signaling pathway; protein phosphorylation.
AUGGUCCAUCCAUUUAUCUUGAAAUAUGUCUGCAUCGUACAGAAACGUGACAGCGGAAGUCUGUUCGCUAUGAAAUAUGUUAGCCGUAAUGCCUGCAUCGGGCGCGGGGCGCUCGGAGGCGUCCUGAAAGAAGUGGAACUGCUGGCAACGCUGGAGCACCCCUUCCUGGUUAAUCUAUGGUAUUCCUUUCAAGAUGAAGAGGAUCUGUUUAUGGUGUGCGAUCUGCUGGCUGGAGGCGAUUUGCGGUAUCAUCUUAACCACCAGGUGGAGUUUACGGAAGCCAGUGUUGCCUUAUUGGUAUGUGAAAUCGGUUCCGCCUUGGACUACUUGCAGAAGCAGCGAGUCGUACACAGGGAUAUUAAACCGGACAACAUACUGCUGGAUGAGGAAGGACACGCACAUCUGACCGACUUUAACAUUGCAACCCGUUUGCCGCCGGACGGUUUAGCCUGCAGCAUGUCCGGAACGAAGCCGUACAUGGCUCCGGAAGUUUUUAUGUGUGCCUUAGAGGAGAUCGCCGGAUACAGCUACCCGGUUGACUGGUGGUCCUUGGGGAUCGUUGCAUACGAGAUGCGCUCCGGCAUCCGGCCGUUCGUGGUGCAUUCCGCGACACCGCUAGUCGAGGUGAAAAACAUUCUAAACACUCAGCCACAUUUUCCCCGCCACUGGAGUGACAACUUUAUCGAUCUGCUCAGUAAGCUACUCACCGUCCAGCCAGGACCGCGCAUCAGCAGCCAGCGGGAACUGCAGCAAACCAAGCUGCUGCGCGGCACUUGCUUCGAUAAGAUUCUAGCAAAGAACACCAAUCCGCCGUUCAAGCCUUCCAAGGAUCACCUGAACUGCGACCCGAGCCUCGAGCUAGAGGAAAUGAUCAUCGAAGCGAAGCCGUUGCACAAGAAGAAGAAACGUUUAGCCAAGCAGCGUUCGAUCAACCGCGACAACCAAAACCAAAACGGGCAGGAUCAGCUGAGUGAACUGGACAGUGCACUGCUGAAACAGUUUCUGGUGUACAACCGCUUUAAGGAGCAGAAACGGAAAGUGAUGGAGCAGAAGGAAUCCGAAUGGCAGCAGGAACUGGAUCAGGCGAUGGCCUGCUCCGAGGUGGAUGGUCGGCUGGAAACGAUCCACGAAGGUGGCAACGAGCCGGCACCACCGAACGGGAAACCAACGACAAUCGACAGUAAUGGGGACAGAACACAGCAGCAACAGCAGCAGCAGAGGCAGGGGGAGCAGGGCAACGACAGUCUCGACUACAUCGAUCGAACGCCUUCUCCGAAGCCCAGCAUUUAG